CGAAUUGAACAUAAAACAAAAACUGUUUUUUUAAAAAUACUUCAGAAAUACUAAAUGCUAUUUAUUUGAUGAUUUCUAAUAUAAAUAAUGAAUCACUUUUAUUUACUUUUUUCACACAACCACGCUGGAAAAAAAAAGUUUUGGUUGUUUGUCGUUUUGUUUAUCAUUCAGAGAAUCGGAGGAAGCUUCAGCAGCAUCGUGAUAGGCAAUUAUCUAAUUAGAGUUGUUUAUAAGAACACAUCUAAUGAAAUCGAAAUCAGUAGUCUUAAAAAUAAUUCAAAGCUUCCUGAUGUGAUAGACUUUACUGAAAGUUUUGAUAGUCCGAAUUUUACUUCAAUUUAUUAUGGACAAAGAAUAUAUGGAUGGAUUCAAGUAAAGCAAACUGGGGCUUAUGGAUUUUAUAUAUCCUGUAAAAGUUCAUGUGAACUUUACAUAAGCCUUAAUGAAGACCCCACUAACAUAAGCAGAAUAAUUAGCCAGAAAAAUUCAAGUCUUCAAAGUUCAUGGACUCAAUAUCCAGAGGAUUGCAAUCCAAAAUAUAUUUAUUUGAAAUCCAAUUCAAAGUAUUAUAUUGAAGUUCUUAUGACUGGUAAUUCUGAUGAAGAUCAUUUAUCAAUAGAGGCACAGCUAAUGGGAUCUCAAACAUUUAAAAUAUCAAAAACUUGGCUAAGUAAUAUAAAAAUAGUGGUAUGUGCCUCUGGUUCUAUUUGUGAUGUUAAUGAGUAUGAUAUUUGCAUAAAUGAUAAAGUAUUGAAUUUAUUCAUAUGUACAUGUAAAAGCGGAUAUGAAUAUAAGAAUGGUAACUUGUUUUGUACAGAUGUGGAUGAGUGUGCCUACUUGUGUAAUGGUGAUGGUCUUACAUGCAAAAACUUUAAUGGAUCAUUCCAGUGUGUUUGCUUUGUUGGAUUUUCUUAUAAUUAUACUAGUCUCCAAUGUGAAGAUCUGGAUGAGUGCACCUACUUGUGUAAUGGUGAUGGUCUUACAUGCAAAAACUUUAAUGGAUCAUUCCAGUGUGUUUGCCCUGUUGGAUUUUCUUAUAAUUAUACUAGUCUCCAAUGUGAAGAUCUGGAUGAGUGCACUUACUUGUGUAAUGGUGAUGGUCUUACAUGCAAAAACUUUAAUGGAUCAUUCCAGUGUGUUUGCCCUGUUGGAUUUUCUUAUAAUUAUACUAGUCUCCAAUGUGAAGAUCUGGAUGAGUGCACUUACUUGUGUAAUGGUGAUGGUCUUACAUGCAAAAACUUUAAUGGAUCAUUCCAGUGUGUUUGCCCUGUUGGAUUUUCUUAUAAUUAUACUAGUCUCCAAUGUGAAGAUCUGGAUGAGUGCACUUACUUGUGUAAUGGUGAUGGUCUUACAUGCAAAAACUUUAAUGGAUCAUUCCAGUGUGUUUGCCCUGUUGGAUUUUCUUAUAAUUAUACUAGUCUCCAAUGUGAAGAUCUGGAUGAGUGCACCUACUUGUGUAAUGGUGAUGGUCUUACAUGCAAAAACUUUAAUGGAUCAUUCCAGUGUGUUUGUCCUGUUGGAUUUUUUUACAAUUAUACUAGUCUCCAAUGUGAAGAUGUGGAUGAGUGCACCUACUUGUGUAAUGGUGAUGGUCUUACAUGCAAAAACUUUAAUGGAUCAUUUCAGUGUGUUUGCCCUGUUGGAUUUUUUUACAAUUAUACUAGUCUUCAAUGUGAAGAUCUGGAUGAGUGCACCUACUUGUGUAAUGGUGAUGGUCUUACAUGCAAAAACUUUAAUGGAUCAUUCCAGUGUGUUUGCCCUGUUGGAUUUUCUUAUAAUUAUACUAGUCUCCAAUGUGAAGAUGUGGAUAAGUGCACCUACUUGUGUAAUGGUGAUGGUCUUACAUGCAAAAACUUUAAUGGAUUAUUCCAGUGUGUUUGCCCUGUUGGAUUUUUUUACAAUUAUACGAGUCUCCAAUGUGAAGAUGUGGAUGAGUGCACCUACUUGUGUAAUGGUGAUGGUCUAAUAUGUAAUAACUUAAAUGGAUCAUUCCAGUGUGUUUGUCCUGUUGGAUUUUCUUACAAUUAUACUAGUCUCCAAUGUGAAGAUGUGGAUGAGUGCACCUACUUGUGUAAUGGUGAUGGUCUUAUAUGCAAAAACUUUAAUGGAUCAUUCCAGUGUGUUUGCCCUGUUGGAUUUUCUUACAAUUAUACUAGUCUCCAAUGUGAUAAUGAGUGUACAAAGUUGUGUAAAGGAAAUUUUACAUGCAUUUAUAAGUAUGGAUCAUUGCAAUGUGUUUGUCCAGUUGGGUCUAUUUACAACUCUAUUAGUUAUCAGUGUGAAGUAUUCAAUGAAUGCCUUAUUUUUUGUUCAAAGAAAAGUAAUGAUGAUGAUGACGAUAAAAGUAAUGGAUUUUGUAAACAAAUAAAUGGUAACUAUAAGUGCACUUGCAGUAUUGGAUAUUUUUUUAACUAUACAUCUGCUAAGUGCCAAGUUGCAAGAUUGAUUCAAGAAGUUUAUUUAAAUUUUUCAAGUGAGCAUAGCUUACAAAGUUUAAAAAAUAGUCUCAGUUACCCACAAUUUCCAGACUUUUACAAGAUUAUUUCAAACUUUAACAUCCAAACAAAUAAUAGUGAAAAUUAUGGGCAAAGAAUUCGCGGCUGGCUCCAAGUUAAGUUAUCUGGCAAUUAUACAUUUUAUAGUUCCUGUAAAGGUGUUUGUCAGUUCUUCAUAAGUACAGAUAACGAUCCUUUGAAAAAACGGAUGCUCAUCAAUCAGACACAAUCAAGUAUAUGUUGCAACUGGAAUCAGUAUCCUAAUCAAGUUUCAGACAAAAUCUUGCUAUGGAUUAACAAAAGAUAUUAUAUCGAGGCUGUUAUGAUUGGACAUAAUUUUGAUGGGCAUAUUGCUAUUGGAUUAAAGCUCAAUGGGAUAAGUAUUACUCCAACUUUAUUAACCAGCAGUCAACUAAGUCCGAUACGAAUAAGUUUUCCUGAAUCCCAGCUCCAUGACAACGAAAUUUGUAUUUCAGAGAAUUCUAAUUACUCACUUUGUACUUGUCAAAAUGGCUUUAGUUAUUAUAAUGGAAAUCUUAUGUGUUCAGACAUUAAUGAAUGUUAUAAUGGUAUUAACGAUUGCAAUUGGGACCAUAGUAAAUGCAUUAACUUGAUUGGUAACUAUUCUUGUUCAUGUCAAAAUGGCUGGCAGUUGGUUAAUAACCAGAGAUACUGUGAAGAUGUGAACGAAUGUACUUACUUGUGUAAAGGCGGUAAUCUUACCUGUAAUAAUUUAGAUGGAUCAUACAUUUGUAUUUGUCCUGUUGGAUUUCAUUACAAUUAUAAUAGUUUGCAAUGUGAUGAUGUGGAUGAGUGCACUUUUCUGUGUAAAGGAGAAAUUUUAAAAUGUAAUAAUUUAAUUGGAUCAUACACAUGUGAUUGUCCUGUUGGUUUUUCAUACAACUAUACGAGUUUGCAGUGUGAUGAUGUAAAUGAAUGCUCCUAUAUGUGUAGAGCUAAUAAUUAUACUUGUAUAAAUAUGCAUGGUUCAUACCAGUGUGUUUGUCCAGUUGGGUUUUCAAACAACUUUACAAAUCUUCCAUGUGAUGAAGUGAAAAAAUGUGCCCAUUUGUGUAAAAGUGACAAUCGUACUUGCAAUAACUUGAAUGGAAGCUUUCAGUGUGUUUGUCCUGUUGGUUAUUUUUUCAAUUAUACUAGCCUUCAAUGCGAUGAUAUCAAUGAAUGUGCUUACUUGUGUAAAGGUGAUGAUCUUAAAUGUAAUAAUUUGGUUGGGUUGUAUAAUUGUGUUUGUCCUGUUGGUUUUAUUUACAAUUAUACUAGUCAGCAAUGUGAAGACGUGAAUGAAUGUGUUUUUCUGUGUAAAGAUGAUAAAAAUAUUUGCAAUAAUUUAAAUGGAUCAUACCUGUGCGAGUGUCCCAAUGGAUUUUUGUUUAACUAUACUACUCUACAAUGUGAUGAUGUGAAUGAAUGUACUUACUUGUGCAAAGGUGGUAAUCUUACCUGUAAUAAUUUAUUUGGAUCAUAUACAUGUAUUUGUCCUGUUGGAUUUUCUUACAAUUAUAAUAGCUCACAAUGUGAUGAUAUAGAUGAGUGCCCUUUUCUGUGCAAAGGAGAAAAUUUAAAAUGUAAUAAUUUAAUUGGAUCAUAUACAUGUGAUUGUCCUGUUGGUUUUUUAUACAACUAUACAAGUUUACAGUGUGGUGAUGUGAACGAAUGUACUUACUUGUGCAAAGGUGGUAAUCUUACCUGUAAUAAUUUAGUUGGAUCAUACACAUGUAUUUGUCCUUUUGGAUUUUCUUACAAUUAUAAUAGUUCACAAUGUGAUGAUGUGGAUGAGUGCACUUUUCUGUGUAAAGGAGAAAUUUUAAAAUGUAAUAAUUUAAUUGGAUCAUACACAUGUGAUUGUCCUGUUGGUUUUUCAUACAACUAUACGAGUUUACAGUGUGAUGAUGUAAAUGAAUGCUCCUAUAUGUGCAGAGCUAUUAAUUAUACUUGUAUAAAUAUGCAUGGUUCAUACCAGUGUGUUUGUCCAGUUGGGUUUUCAAACAACUUUACAAAUCUUCCAUGUGAUGAAGUGAAAAAAUGUGCCCAUUUGUGUAAAAGUGACAAUCGUACUUGCAAUAACUUGAAUGGAAGCUUUCAGUGUGUUUGUCCUGUUGGUUAUUUUUUCAAUUAUACUAGCCUUCAAUGCGAUGAUAUCAAUGAAUGUGCUUACUUGUGUAAAGGUGAUGAUCUUAAAUGUAAUAAUUUGGUUGGGUUGUACAACUGUGUUUGCCCUGUUGGUUUUAUUUACAAUUAUACUAGUCAGCAAUGUGAAGACGUGAAUGAAUGUGUUUUUCUGUGUAAAGAUGAGAAUAAUAUUUGCAAUAAUAUAAAUGGAUCAUACCUGUGUGAUUGUCCUGAUGGAUAUUUGUUUAACUAUACUACUUUACAUUGUGAUGAAUUUAUGUUUGGAAGAAAUGGUAUUGGUAUCUACAUUGAGGGAAAUGUUUUAUAUGGCAAAAACAUCGAACCUGUUGUCACUGUUGUAAAUGGUACAAAGUUAAAGAUUGAGUUAGACUUUGGUGAUGGUACAUCUCCUAAUUUAAAAUUUUUUACUCCAAAUGUAGAUGAUCUUUCACCUGUCAGCUUGAUGUUUUCACACAAGUAUUCUCAGUGUGGAAAGUAUAGUGUCAGUGUACGAGUAAUAAAUCUUUCCUCUAAAACUAGCAAUUCAACAAUUUAUGUUAAUCUUACAAAUGUGACUGUAUAUUGUUAUUUAUCAGAAAUCAAGCUUGAUUACAAUAGUUCAAGUCAACUUGUUAUACCUGUUAACAAUGAGUUCCGGCUUAACGUAAGUCAGGCAUCGGGUUCUUAUGUGAACUACACUGUUAAUUGGGGGGAUGGUAUCAGUGAGUUUAGGGACCAAAGUCAAAAUUUAUUUCUUUUACCAUUUUUUGCAAAACACAUUUACACUAGAGAAGGUAACUACACUAUAUCUGUGAUUGCAAUGAAUGCAGUACAGACUAUGAACAAAUCAUUUAAUCUUUUCGUGUUUAAAUCUUCACAGCCAGAUAUUGAUUUUAAUUAUGGAACUAAAGAAAAACCAAUUAGUAUUUUACACAUUGUUGAUUAUAAUUUUACAGCAAAUAUUUCUAAAAAGUUGGACAAAUCAAUCAUUGAAAAUGCAUCUUUUCAGUGGGUGAUGUCAGGCCUGGAUUUCGAAGUAAAACUCAGAGCAGUUUUUCUUAAUUAUCAAAUUGUCUAUACUUUAAAAAAAAAUGAAAUUGCAAUUGGCUCAUAUAAUCUUUCACUACUGUUUACAUAUAACAAUUUUACCAGUGUUUUUACUGCUUUUUUUUCUGUCUUAAAGAUACCCUUGUUCGUUGAAAUCGAAGGUGGUUUCUACCGUACAGUUGCUCACAAGAAGAUAAUAAAUAAUAACACUGCUUAUAAUAAUUUUAGUAUUAGUGCAGAAAAAAGCUAUGAUCCUGAAGAUCCCCAAGCUAAGUUUGAAGGAAUAUCUUUUCAGUGGAGAUGUAAAUUAAUGAGUAAUUUUUCUUCAGGUAUCUUAGCAACAACUGAUGUUGUGUUUACUUCUAAAUUAUGUAUAAAUGAUUCUUGGGUUUUAUUGGAUGUCAGUGGACCAAUUAUUUUGUUUAACACAAAGAUGUUUUUAGUGGGUGAGACAUAUAUGUUUGAAGUUUAUGCUACUAAAGGUUUUGGUUAUCAUCAACAAGGAGGUUCAUUUAUUCAAGAAAUAACAUUUAGUGAAAAUGUAUUUGAUGUACAACUUAUUUGCUUGAUAAACUGUGAUGAAAGAUUAAAUUUUCAACAAUCUACAGUUUUUUCAUAUACUUGUAUUGAUUGUGAAAGAUGCAUAAUACAACCUUAUUGGACAAUAUUAGAUGAUCAGGAAAACAUCCCAAGCGAACUUUCUCAAAAUAAUCUAUCAACAAGUUUUAAUGACACAAGUUUAAUUAUUAAUGCUGGUGUCUUGCUAGAAUCAAAAAAUUACACUUUUAUCUUACAAGUGGCUUGCACUGGAUUGUCCUUCUUAUCAACUUUUAAAAUAAAGAAAAUGACUUGCUCUUUGCCACGUCCUGGUGCUUGUUACAUUAGCCCCCUUAUUGGAUAUGCUGUAAAAACAAGUUUUAAUAUUACAUGUGAAGGAUGGUCAACUGCAGAAGGUUCAUUAAGUUAUCUUUUUUUUUAUGAAAAUGGUCAAUAUAAGCUCUCAAAUAGUAAUAGUGGUUAUAUGUUGCUGAAUUCUAAAACUUUUUAUCAAUCUUAUUUAAAUAAUAUUCUUCUUGGAGCUGGCGAUGAACAUAAUAAUUAUACUGUUCAACUAUUUGUACAUAUUGCUGGAAAAUAUGGAGCUUUUAUUGAGUUCAAUAGUAUUUCUAUUCAGGUUCUACCAAAUCUACAAGAAAUGAAUUUAACUAAUAUACUUUCUACUGUUGAUAAAAAUGACACACAAAAAUUAAUGAUUUCAAUUCAAGCCAUAGCCUCUGUUGUUAACAGAGAGCAAAACUUAAUUGAAUAUCAAACUCUUCGUAAUGAAAUGAUAGGAAUGCUUGCAAGUGUCACUUUUUCUAAUUUGAAUGAUGUUAAGCUUGUUAGUGACUGUCUUUCAGCAUUAUCAAAUUAUCCAUCAGAAUUGGUUUUAAAUACUCAGGUUGUUGCUGCAAAUAUUGCAAGGAAUAUUGGAGAAUUUCUUUGUGAAGUAAAUAUCAAGUCUUUAAGUUUUGUUUCAUUUUAUAAUACAACUCAAUCAUUGCUUCAAUUUGUUUCAAAUAUUUUUGUUGCGAAUGCAAAUGUUGUAAAUGACUCCAUCAAUUACUCACAAAGCCAACAGAAUUCAUUUAAUAAAAGUCAGUCAGAUGCAGAUGUUGUAUCCAAACUCUUAGGAUUUAUGGAGGAUUACUUUUAUGUUCUUCAAGCAUACAAAAUUCCUGGUGAAAUUGCUACCACUGGAAGUACAGCAGCAUUUGAUUUUUUUUUAAAGAAAGAACUCAAAGAUAACCUGAGCAAUAUGACUAUUUCUUCUGGUUUUAUUCUUUCAGAUGCUAAAGAAAUGUUUAACCAGUCUCUCAAGAACAUUCCAAUAAUAGUGAAUAAUCUUCGAUUAAAAAAUCAACCAUAUACGUGGGAUAUAGAUCGAUCAAAAAAUAUUGCAUCUGAGUUACAAAGUCUUUCAAUGUCUACUACAGAAAGAUUACCAAUAAAUGUAAAUAACUUGCAGCAACCAAUCAUCAUUGCAAUAUUAAAUAAACCUGAAAAAAUUAGGGGAUAUAACUUGUCUUUAUCUGCCCCAGAAGAACCUAAGGUGUUGUCCCUUAAAUUGACAUCCAGCUUAUGCAAUAUGAUGUUGAAAUUUAGUGCAUCCAAUGAUCCUAGUAAUUUGACUUUUCUCAUUGUAUUUCUUCAGUUUGGAAAAGUUCCUACAAAAAAUGAUUAUGAUAUUAGGCUUAAUAUAUCAAACAAAGAUGGCGUUGUUCUUACAAAAAAUAGGCUUGCUAUGAGUUUUAAUGCAAGUGAAGAAGUAUCAUUUGGUCAAAAAAAUAACCUUACCAACAGUGAGAUUAAAAAUUCUUCUUUUUUUGUUGAAAGAAAUCAACAAGCUCAUCUACUUGAUGGUGGUACUUUAAUUUUGUGGGAUUUUCAGAAUUCAACAUAUGCUUUUCUUAACAAUUCAGUUUUGUAUAUAUCAUUCUUCUAUGUUGGUCCUAUGCCAGCUAAAAAAUUGGAAGAAAAUUCAUAUACUUAUGAUGAAAAGGAAUACGAAGGGGAGUUCAUUUAUGAAAUGAAAUCUUAUUGCAGUGAAUGUAAUUACUGGAAUGAAAUAUCAAAUAAGUGGAUGUCUGAUGGAUGUCAACUUGACUUUGAAACAACCAGCUUUGAAGUAACAAAGUGUAAAUGUAAACACUUGACUGGAUUUGGUGGAUUUUAUGUUGCUCCAAACGUUAUUCAGAAACCGUCAUUAGCAUUAUUGAAAAAGGGUUAUCUUCUUCUAGUAAUUGUUACAAUAAUUUUGUUGUUUUGGAUUUGUGGUUUAAUAUUUGCAAGACGAAUGGAUAUAAAAGACAACACUAAAUAUGGUGUUUGUCCACUUCCUGAUAAUUCUCCUGAAGAUAGCUAUUUAUACCAGAUUACUGUGAAUACUGGUGAUCGUAUUCAUGCUGGUACAAAUUCAAAAAUAUUUUUUAUAUUAGCUGGAGAUAUUUCAAAAACGAAGACACACAGGCUGAUUGAUUCUGAAAGACAAUGUUUUCAAAGAUCAGCUUCUGACUCUUUCAUAUUAACAACACCAAACUGUUUGGGUGAUCUAACUUAUAUUCGACUUUGGCAUGAUAAUAAAGGUGGUGGUUGGUACUUAAGAAAUGUUGAAGUUCUUGACCUACAAACAGACAAACGAUAUUAUUUUAUGGCGAAAUGUUGGAUUGCAAUCGAUAAAGGUGAUUGUUUAUUAGAUGUUACAAUACCAGUAUCAGCUUCUGAUGAGUUGACACAUUUUAGUUAUCUGUUUACAACAAGAGUGCGAAAUGAUUUUUUUGAAAAACAUUUGUGGUUCUCUGUUUUUACUCGUCCACCAAGAAGUAUUUUUAAUCGUUGUGAACGAUUAUCUGUUGCUGUUUUAUUAGUCGUUGUGCAAAUGACUGCUAGCACCAUGUUUUAUGGCAAAGUGUCAAAUGAUCCAGUAAAUAAUAAUAAAGUAUUGGGAAUAAAUUUUUCAUGGCAACAGAUUUAUGUUGCAUUAAUUUCUGCAUGUAUUACAGUUCCAGUAGAAUUAAUUUUUGUUCAUGUGUUUCAUUUGAUAAAUCCAUUUUACAAGUUUGCUCUGAAAAAAAAAGAUAUAGAAUCCAAUACUUGUUCAACGUUUGAUGAGAAUAAUUUCAAGAAAGAAAUCAAGAAAAAAAAAGGUUUUUAUUUACCUUAUUGGGCAAAGUAUGUCACAUGGUCUCUUUGUGUUAUUGCAAUUCUCUCAUGCAGUUGUGUUGUUUUGUUAUUUGGAAUGUCUUUUGGAAAUAAAAAGUCUUUAGAUUGGUUAAUAAGCGUAAUACUAUCAAUGGUUCAUGAUGUAUUUGUAAUGCAACCUAUGAAAAUUUUUAUCAUUGCAAUAAUAACAGCUCUUGCAAUAAAAAAGAUUGAUGACAAGCAAAAGUAUUUUGCUGAUGAUCAAGCAAAAAUACUUGCUCACAAUGAAAAUUGGCUACAUAACUUUCAUAAACGGUUAUCAAUCUUUGAGCGUGUUGAGUUAGAUAUCAGUCCUCCAGAUAAACAUUUGAUCGAAUCAAUUAAAGAAAGCCGUAUGCAUAAGUUAAGAUUAUAUUCACUUGUACGAGAACUUCUGUUUUAUUUGAUUUUUGCACUAUUAGUAUUUUAUUUGGCUUAUGCUUCUCAUGGAAACUAUUCAUUUACACAAACAAAUAAUAUAGAGUCUCUUUUUAAUCUAAGAUCAGACUCUUCCUCCACUAAACAACAUCUGGUUUUAAAACAGCUUCGAUCCAAAAAUGACUUCUGGGUAUGGUUAAACUCAUUUUUUUUCCUUCAAGUUUUUCCUGAACCAUGGAGUAACAAAAAAAGUGAUGGAAAUAUCUUCAUAAAUGAUUUUAAUUCCAAGAUUAUUAAUGGAAUACGAAUUCGACAAGCACGUGUUAAAUCGCAUUCCUGCUUAAAACCAAGUUUAGUUGCGGAUCUUUUUAUUCUGGAUUGUUUAUCUGAGCUUAAAUCAUCAUUAGAGGAAACAAACGAUUUUGACUUUGACUGGUCAUUACCUAAAAAGUACAGUUUUCCUAUCAAUCAAUCUACAAAACCUUGGAGAUAUCAAACUUCAAAUGAACUAGAUGGAUAUCCAUUUGGGGCCAAAUUACAAACCUAUUUUGGAGGAGGGUAUGUUAUUGAAAUUUUUCCAAAAUGGAAUAAUAAGAAAGUUAUAGAAGAUGUAAAAAAACAUAUGUGGAUUGAUCGCCAAACAAGAGCCAUAUUCAUCGAGUUUGCUUUAUUUAAUGCUGCAACUAAUAAUUUUAACAUGGUUACUUUUGUAUUUGAGUUCCCAGCAUCUGGAGGGUUAAUACCUAGUUAUUCUGUUAGUACUUUUAAAUUAUAUCCAUCAGAAAAUGAUGCUGUUAUUAUUGGUUGCCAGCUCAUAUUUUUUGUUAUGAUGUUCAUUUUUACAAUAAGAGAAUGUAGAAUGUUGCGUAGAACAGGUUGGAAAUACUUUAAAGGUUUUUGGAACUUGACUGAAGUUAUGCUUGUUUUACUUUCCAUACAAGCAGUUGUUUUCUUUUUUUAUAGAGGUAAACUUGCAAAAGAUUUACUUAAUCGACUUCCAGCAAAAGAACCUCAAAAGUUUAUAAAUUUUCAAUUUGCUUCUUAUUGGGAUUUGAUGUUUACUUACAUUGUCUCCUUGAUAGUUUUUAUUGUUAAUAUAAAGUUUAUGAAAAUACUCAAUUUUAAUCCUCGUAUUUCAAUGAUGUCAGCUACAUUAAAAGCAUCAAGUCACUAUUUAAUCACUUUAGCUUUUACUUUGUUUGUUAUUAUGUCUGCAAUGGUUUGCUUUUCUAAUAUAGCAUUUGGUGCUGUGUUGGAAGGAUAUAAAAGCUAUUUUGAAACAACUGUUUCCCUUAUGUCAUUGGUUUUAGGGAAGUUUGAUUUUAACCAGAUACAGAACUCGUGUGGCUAUAUUGGUCCACUUUUUUUAUUUGCCUUUAACAUUUGGAUGAAUUGGAUUAUGAUGAGCUUGUUCAUAUCAAUAUUAAACAAUGGCUUUUUAACUGUGCGCUCAAAAGCUGUUUUGCAAAAAGAUGAAUAUAAUAUUCUAAAUUUUUUUGAGUCACGACUCAAGGGUUUGCUGGGACUCUCGUAUAAAAAGUCAUUCAACUCUGAAAUCAAAAAUUGCAAUGAAAAUCUCAAAUCUGUUAAGUUUAAUUUAGACGUACAAACUGAUUUAACGAUUCCUAGCAUGUAUAACGAAGAAUCAGAUCCUUCGUCACUCGAUGACAAGUUAUCAGAAUUAAGCUGCCUAAUGCAAAAAUAUUACGAUGAUACUGAAGUACUUAUCUUACCUCUUUUUCAUGCUGAACUUUUUUAUGGUAAUUUUAUGGAAGCUUUUAACUUAAAAAAGAUUAUAAUUAAAGAAAUGUUGGAACAUAAUCAAUCAAAUGAAAGCACGGAAGAUUCCUGAUUGUAUUGUCGUUGUUAACAUUAUGCAGUAUUGAAUAAUAUAUACAGUAACGGUUUAUAAUAUAACAUAUGUAAUAUAUAUAUAUA
Messenger RNA from Hydra vulgaris (swiftwater hydra), 11708 nucleotides. RefSeq lists its product as uncharacterized. Gene Ontology annotation, molecular function: calcium ion binding; calcium channel activity; protein binding. Lineage: Eukaryota; Metazoa; Cnidaria; Hydrozoa; Anthoathecata; Hydridae. Gene Ontology annotation, cellular component: membrane. The record is from RefSeq and is a predicted model, not a curated record. Gene Ontology annotation, biological process: detection of mechanical stimulus.